Molecule: messenger RNA, 3000 nt
Organism: Kwoniella botswanensis
Lineage: Eukaryota; Fungi; Basidiomycota; Tremellomycetes; Tremellales; Cryptococcaceae
Exons: 12
Coding region: 1-3000 (999 amino acids)
Biological process (GO): regulation of protein catabolic process; proteasome-mediated ubiquitin-dependent protein catabolic process
Cellular component (GO): proteasome storage granule; nucleus; proteasome regulatory particle, base subcomplex
Molecular function (GO): enzyme regulator activity
Source: RefSeq, a predicted model, not a curated record
AUGUCAGAACCCGAUCGACCAACUUUCGAUAUCGCUGUUCCCUCGACCGAUCCAGAGAAGAAGGAUCAGGACAAACCCAAGGCCAAUGGGGAUAUCAAGGGGAAAGGUAAAGAAGAUGGUAGUAAGGAAGAUGAUGUUUCGGAUAUGAGCGAAGAGGAUUUGCAGCUGAAAGCAGAGUUGGAGAUGUUAGUCCAGAGAUUGAAGGAACCCGACACCAACCUUUAUUUACCAGCUUUAGAAUCCCUUCGAACGUUGAUAAGAACAUCCACGAGCUCAAUGACAUCUGUACCUAAACCUUUGAAAUUCCUCAGACCUUUCUACGAAGAGAUGGGCAAAAUCAGAGAUUCGUGGGACGAGGGGUUGAAGGAGCAAAGGUCUCUCCUCGCUUCCAUCCUCUCCGUGCUAGCUAUGACCUACUCCGAUACCGGUAAACGGGAAACUCUCUUUUACAGAUUAUUAUCUGAAUCGACCGAAGCUCCUGGGUUAUGGGGACAUGAAUACGUACGACAUCUAGCAGCAGAAUUAGGUGAAGAGUACAAUUCGAAUUACGCUAGUGAAGUAGAUGCGGACUUGGGAGGUGUAGAAAAGCCAGAAGGUCUUAAAUAUACGACUGAGCAGCUGAAAGCUUUAUCGUUGGAAUUGGUCACCUUCUUCCUCAAACAUAAUGCUGAAGCGGAUGCGGUCGAUAUCCUUUUGGAGUUGGAAAAUAUCCAGGAGAUAGUGGAGUUGACGGAUGAUAAGAAUUUCGAAAGGGUUUGUAGGUAUAUGGUCAGCUGUGUGCCUCUUCUUGUCCCACCAGAUGACUCGGCUUUCCUGGAGACUGCUUCCAAAAUAUACGCUAAAUACGAUCGAUAUCCUGAAGCUAUCGCACUUGCUGUCAGGCUCAACAGUCCCUCCCUUAUCCGACAAUACUUUGAAGCGCCUAAAAACCCGGUCAUGAAAAAACAACUUGCCUACUUCCUUGCUCGAGCGCAAAUACCCCUUCAUUGGGUUCACACCGCCGAAGGUACCGAGUCAGAAGAGGAGGAACAGCCACCCACUCAGGAAGAAGACGUCCUGGAUUGCUUAGGCAAUGUGAAGCUCUCCACUCACUUUAGGAAUUUCGGUAAAGCUGUCGGCGUAGAAGAACCUAGAGCGCUAGAAGAUAUAUACAAAUCACACUUAGAACCCAAUCGAACAACCCAAACUGCGGAUUCAGCACGACAGAACCUCGCUUCUACAUUUGUUAACGCUUUCGUCAAUGCUGGUUUCGGUAACGAAAAACUCAUGGUUAACGCUGCAGAAGGUCAGAGCUGGAUUUACAAGAAUAAAGACCACGGUAUGAUGUCAGCUACUGCAUCGGUCGGUUUGAGUUUAUUAUGGGAUACCGAAUCUGGUAUAGAUCAUAUUGAUAAAUACACCUACUCACCUGAAGAGCACAUCAAAGCUGGUGCGCUGUUAGCUACCGGUAUCUUCCAUGCUGGAAUUAGAACAGAAUCCGAUCUAGCCUACGCUUUACUGGAAGAACAUGUGGAUAGUAAGAGUUUAUCCCUGAAACUUAGCGCGAUCAAUGGUUUAGGUAUAGCAUAUGCUGGAUCGGGUAGAAAGGACAUAGCAGAGAAAUUGUUACCUCACGUCGCGGAUGAAACCAACACUAUGGAAGUUGCUGCUAUGGCCGCUCUGGCUCUCGGUUUCGUGUUUGUUGGUUCCGGAGAUGGUGAAAUUGCAAGUGCAAUAUUACAGACUAUGAUGGAGAGGGAAGAAAGUCAAUUAGCAUCCGAAUGGACUGUCUUCAUCUGCUUAGGAUUGGGUUUGAUCUUCUUAGCUACUCAAGAAGAUUCAGAGCCUACCGUCGCUACUCUCAAAGUCAUCGAACACCCAAUGGCGUCCAUCGCCGAAACCAUCGUUGACGUCUGCGCUUAUGCCGGUACCGGAAAUGUCCUGAAGGUACAACAGAUGUUACAUUUGUGUGCUGAACAUGCCGAUAAAGCCAAGAAGGAAACGUCGGAUGGUGAUGCUGCACCCGUAGCUGCUGAGGGAGAAGGUCCAGCCGCUGCUGCAGUGGCCGACGCCGAAGGGGAUGUCAACAUGUCUGGGGAAACAACCGCUCAACCUGUUACCGCUCCUACCGGUGGUGAAGCUGGUGCCUCCGCUGCAGCUGGUGGUGAGAGUGAAGGUGAAGAUAAAGAUAAGGAAGAAAAGGAUAAAGUGGAUUCGCUCAAAUAUCAAGCCUUCGCUACUAUCGGUAUAGCAUUGAUUGCGAUGGGUGAAGAUGUCGGUGCUGAGAUGGCCUUGAGGCAAUUCCAGCAUUUGAUGACAUACGGUGAUCCCGUAAUUCGAAAAUCCGUUCCACUCGCUCUUGGUCUCAUAUCAGCAUCCAACCCCCAACUCUCCAUCCUUGAUACCCUCUCGAAAUACUCGCAUGACUCCGAUUUGGACGUAGCUAUAAACGCUAUCUUCGCGAUGGGAUUGGUAGGAGCCGGAACGAAUAACGCGAGAUUGGCUCAGAUGUUGAGAGGCUUAGCUACUUACUAUGCUAAGGAACCAGACUGUUUCUUCAUGGUCAGGAUCGCUCAGGGUCUCGUACAUAUGGGUAAAGGUACGAUAGGUAUCAACCCUUACUUUAACGAUGGACAGGUGAUGAGCAGGACGGCCGUUGCGGGAUUAUUAGCUACAAUAGUAUCUUUUACAGAUGCUAGGAAGUUCGUGCUGAACAAACACCACUGGCAAUUGUAUUGGUUAGUCACAGCGAUGUACCCUCAAUUCUUGAUCACCCUGGACGAAGAGUUGGAAGAGAAACCUGUGACUGUCCGAGUGGGUCAGGCGGUCAAUACUAUUGGUUUGGCUGGAACGAGGCAUGGUAUCAGUGGGUUCCAAACUCAUCAAUCUCCUGUGCGAAUCGGUACGGGCGAAAGAGCAGAGCUGGGUACAAAUGAAUUCUUCCCUUAUCAAUCUGUCUUGGAAGGUUUAGUCAUUCUCAAAAAGAACGAACAAUACGAUGCUGAAGACGCACAGAAUUAA